AUGAGCUUCCGGCAAUCUUUGGCCAACUUAAUCUGCGGAGUUUCCCAGGAGGCCUCUCCUGGGGAGCUUCCUCGUUUACCAUCAAGCUUAAUUGAAGAAGACGGCCUUGCCCCAGUCAUCCCCCUACGUCGUGCCCGAACGACCGGAUCCGUCCCGAACAAUCGCCCAACCCAAAAGUUAGGGCCACCAAGACGCCAAACAUUUUCUGGGAAGAUCAGUGGUUCUAUCCAGUCUAGUCAGCUCCUGAACUCGAUCCCAUUCAUUAACUGGGGCCGAGAGAACAAUGAGAACAUGGCGACACUCAAGGAUCUCAGGAAGGCCUUUCGUGCAGAGGAAAUCGAACUGUUCAACACCAGGGACGCAAAGACCUAUACCUGGAUUCCACUUUCGUCCAUAAACCGAAUCAUCCGGGACGACAAGAAGGUUGUUAAGGCUCUCGAAGAGAAAGUUGUAAUGCACGAGAGCAUGAAGCGUUUCGUGUUUGAGCAUGCGAAGAGACUUGUUUCUCUGCUGAUCUAUCGAAAAUGCCUGCCUUUGUUGCAACUAUUCUACAAUGAACGAUUCGGCGACGAGUACUUUCCCAUCAAAUUCAUCAAGCCACGGAAUUCAAGCAACAGAUCUCGCCUAAGAUGGUCAAUUCAAUCUUGUAGAUCAAACAAAACCAUCAGUGUGUGGGCGCCCCCCGACGGAGAUAUCAGCGACGACGACGAUGACCAAGACGAGGACACCAUGAAACAACUUUGUAGGACCUAUCAGUGGUACUUCUUCGUGCCUGUGUUCGGCCCGCAAGACUCAGCUCAUGUCUUCGACACUUCAUGCCAAAUGCCAUACUUGGAAGAACUUGGUUCGAACCAAACAAACUUCAGCGUCGUCAGGCAUUUUGUUAUCCACCGCAAGCAUCUCAACUUCAGACUUGAUGACCAGAUUGGCACAAUAGUUGAUGACGAAAAAAACCCUCACAUUGCCGUGAAAGAGCUGUUGUCAGCACAGGGGCUUACGCGGGAGAAGUUCCAUGAAGUAGCCGAGAACGAAGCAACCAUCCUGACGCGUCUGAAAGACCAGGACCACCCGCACUUCAUCAGAGCAAUUGCCACCUAUACCCAAGGAAAUCGGCAUUACUUUGUAUUUCCCUGGGCCCGAGGUGGUAAUCUUCGCGAUUUCUGGACCAACCAGCCCAAUCUGAGUCUCGAAGCAGAACAUGUUGCAACUCAAGAUUGGUCUGGCUACUACAAGUGGUUUUUCAAGCAACUCCUGGGUCUUUCCAGUGCUAUAGAAGACCUGCACCAUCCCAAAAAGGACCCUCAACAAUCGUGUAGGCAUGGUGACCUGAAGCCAGAAAAUAUCUUAUGUUUCAGCGGGACCGAGAUCGGCAAGCAGUUGAUUCCAAUCGGCGUGCAUCUCGUCGUUGCCGAUGCUGGGCACGCAAAGGUACACGAAAAGGCCACGGAACUUCGCCACGAGGCGACGAGCACACCGCAGGGUACCAGAAUGUAUUCGCCCCCAGAAGCCGAGUUGAGACCCCAUGAAGCUAGAUCGAGGCGAUAUGAUAUUUGGUCUCUCGGAUGCCUCUAUCUGGAAUUUCUCAUCUGGAUGCUGUAUGGUAAUGCCACCCUCGAUUAUUUCCGUCGGGACAUUGGAUCCGGUCAGCCCUACUAUAGAAAAGAACCAGAAGUUGGGCUAAAGGACUCGGUCAAGAAAUGGAUCAAGGCUAUAGAAGAGGAUCCUCGGUGUGUUCCAAAUAGAGAGACCGCCAUAGGACGUCUGGUCAACCUGAUCGAGAACCGAAUGUUGGUUGUCAAGGCUGAGACCCGCACAGAUUCGUUCACUCAAGCCAGUGGGUCAAGAUUGGAAGCAAGACACAGCUUCUCAACGAGCAGCGACGAUACUUUCAGGGUAAUUGUCAAACAGCCAACGUGGAGACCAGGAGAAGCCGAGCGGGCAAGGGCACCAGAAGUGCUUCAGGAGAUGGAGAACAUCGUUCACGCUGCAACGAAGAAGGCUUCACUUCCGUGGAUCAAUCACCGUGGCACAGCAGAAGCUGCGAAGCGUGGACCGCCUAUCCCCAAGGCGAGUCUAAAUCCUGGUGACACCAGAGGAGCUCUUCAAGUAAGAGACUCAAACAGGUUGAUGCAGGGAACAAGCGACGUAGGUAGUCAGAAGCGUAAUCUCGUAGUUGACAGAAGGAAGUAG
Colletotrichum abscissum is the source of this 2190-nucleotide messenger RNA. RefSeq names its product protein kinase domain-containing protein. Bases 1 to 2190 code for a protein of 729 amino acids. The record is from RefSeq and is a predicted model, not a curated record. Gene Ontology annotation, biological process: peptidyl-threonine phosphorylation; peptidyl-serine phosphorylation. Lineage: Eukaryota; Fungi; Ascomycota; Sordariomycetes; Glomerellales; Glomerellaceae. Gene Ontology annotation, molecular function: ATP binding; protein serine/threonine kinase activity. The transcript has 3 exons.